Racocetra persica is the source of this 454-nucleotide messenger RNA. NCBI's taxonomy places the organism in Eukaryota, Fungi, Glomeromycota, Glomeromycetes, Diversisporales, Gigasporaceae. The record is from the annotation of a GenBank genome assembly.
AUGUCUGUAAUAAGUGGUUCUUCUGAACCUGAAAAAAUUCCACUUGGAAGUAGUCCAUCUUCAAUUACAUCUCUUCCAAUACAAAACGAUUAUACAAUCGGUACUUCAUCUAUUGUAAAUGGCACUCAAUCUGUAAUGACUGCCGCGACGGCAAAUACAAUACUUCCUCCUGAUCAAGCAAAUAUCAAUUUCAAACCGGCAACUACUGCAAUCACAAAAGUUAAUAAAUUGAAAUUACAAGUUUCUUUGGAUUCUACAAUUUAUACUGCUGGUGGUAUUCUGACCGGUAGACUUGUUUUGACAAGCACUACUUCACGUUCUUUAAAGCUUGGUGAAAUAUCCUGUGAAUUAACAGCUUACGAAGAAUUAUCGACAAAGGAUUUUACUGCUUCUCAGUCUUUUCUGUCUUCAAGAUUGGCUAUUUCAAUAGCAAGCAAUACAAUUUCAUCUAUAC